This is a messenger RNA of Peromyscus leucopus (white-footed mouse), 441 nucleotides long. RefSeq names its product UDP-N-acetylglucosamine transferase subunit ALG13 homolog. Lineage: Eukaryota; Metazoa; Chordata; Mammalia; Rodentia; Cricetidae. The record is from RefSeq and is a predicted model, not a curated record. Gene Ontology annotation, biological process: dolichol-linked oligosaccharide biosynthetic process.
CCACCACCUUCGACGACCUCAUUGCGUGUGUGGCCGCCAAAGACAGCCUUCGGGUAUAAGGAUUCUUUGAAAGAAGACCUUCAGCAAGCAGACCUUGUCAUCAGCCACGCAGGUGCAGGAAGCUGUUUGGAGAGUUUGGGAAAAGGCAGGCCACUUGUGGUAGUUGUAAAUGAAAAGUUAAUGAACAAUCAUCAAUUGGAGUUGGCAAAGCAGUUGCACAAAGAAGGACAUCUCUUCGUUUGUACCUGGAGCACGCUUCCUGGGCUGUUACAGUCAAUGGAUUUAUCAACACUGAAAUGUUAUCCUCCUGGCCAGCCAGAAAAAUUUUCUGCAUUUUUGGAUAAAGUUGUUGGAUUACAAAAAUAAACUCUCAACACUUUAAAAUACCCCUAAAUCCAGUUUAUGGGAUGUGAUUAAAUCAAAAUAAAUUUAUGGCAUGUA